Molecule: messenger RNA, 2808 nt
Organism: Iphiclides podalirius (scarce swallowtail)
Lineage: Eukaryota; Metazoa; Arthropoda; Insecta; Lepidoptera; Papilionidae
Source: the annotation of a GenBank genome assembly
AUGCAGCAACAUGUGGAAAUUACCAAUUCAUUUUAUCAUAAAAGACAGGUAUGGACGACGUCAAACUUAGGAUCAGUUUUAUUUAAAAAUAUUGAAAUUAACAUGUUUAAAAAAGAGUAUCAAGAGAACAAAACGUUUACUAUAUUAAUUUGGAAAUACUGGGAUUGGUUACAAAAUCGACACUUGUAUGGUUUUGGAUCUUCAAGAGUAGAUUCAUCAUUAAAAGAUUGCAGUGUAAGGAACUGUAUAUUUACUAAAACUGACCAAUACUUGGGAAAAGCUGAUGCUGUAGUGGUACAUCUACAACAUGGGAUAUUUCCGACAGCAGAAAAAAGAAGCCCUCAUCAAAGAUGGGUCUUUUUGAGUGACGAAUCACCACUAAACACAUUUUCAUUAUCAAAGGAAACACCUAAAUUGGAACAAUUGAAAAACAUGUUUAAUUGGUCGAUGACGUACAGAAGUGACUCUGAUAUACCAGUACCAUACGGGCGAACUCUACCGCUGCCGGAACAUUUAUUUAUUAAAAAAGCGCAAACUCCCAGGAGCACUUUAAUUCCAGGCUGGAAUAGAAAACGUCGUGAUGUUCUUGUGGCAAUACUGAUGUCUAAUUGCGCAGUUUCAUAUCGAAUGGAAUAUUUGAACGAAUUGAGAAAACACAUAGACGUCGAUGUCCAUGGGCGUUGUUCAGAAAAUCUUAAAAAUAGCUGCCCAGAACAUGACCAAUUGGAUAGUGUAGAAAUUAGAUUAUCACCUGCACAAAUACAGCAAGAAUAUUUUGAAAACUUACCUGACUGUGAUUGGGUUAAAUAUGAAAAAAGCAAUAGGAGUCAUUUAUUGCAAAACAUUGCAUUUGCUCUGUUUGGAGGCCCUAGUCUUGAAGGGGAUUUUUCAUGUUUUGGGUCACAAGAUGCACAUCUUGAAGGCUACACAUCCAGACAAAAAGAGCAAGUCAUAAGAAUAUUUGAAAAAUUAUGUGAACAAAGUAAGUAUUCUCAGAAUGAUGAGGAUAUUGUCAUGUCUAUACUUUUAAUAGUAUGUGCCAGACCGAGGCCUUUAAAAUUUUAUAAAAUUGAACCAUCAAAUUAUUGGUUAGACCUACAUCAGAGAAAUGACAUUGAUAUUUGGUGUACGGCUGUGUUCAGGGUCAGAAAAUGUAUACCAACUACAGUCAAUGCUAAACCAUGUAGAAUAUACAUUGAUGAAAAUGCAAGAGUGUACCAGGAUUGGGAUUCAUAUUUAACAAAUAAUACUCUUCCAAAGUGUGUAAUAAUAGUUCCAGAGAGUGGUGAAUACAAGGGUACCAUUAUUGAGGGUGAAAAUGCAUUUGCUGUAAAACUGAGUGUAGCUCCAUCACCCACUUUGGGUCUCAAGGCCCGAGUACUAAGUUCCGUUGACACAGUAAACACAGUGGCUUCAUUAGGAGCCGUAGGCGUUCUGGGAGUUGCAGCAUUUACUCCAGUUGGACCAGCUAUUCUAAUUGGGGCUACCGUUGCAACAGUUGCAACAGGAAUAUAUGGUCUUGUUCGUUCAUCAAUACACUUACACGAUAGACGCAUACAUGAGCAGAGUAUAAGUCCGACGGACGCAGAAGCACGGGGCAGUUGGCUUAACAUAGCAGCAUCCAGCGUGGGCCUCGCAGCCGGCGCUGCUAGCACCUUUCUCUCCCGUACCGCAGCGGCGGGUACCAAUUUGACCAAGACUGGUCAAGCCUUAGCCAUCUCCGUUGAAGUACUGCGUCAUGCGAAUAUUAUUACUGGCGGUGCGGGUGUUAUAAACAGUCUUGUGCAUAUUAUUCUAAAGUAUCGCAAGCAUGGUGAGAAACCAACGAAACUUGAGCUGUUCCAAUUCUCUGCUGCAACACUAUUCUUCUGUCACGCUGUUAUGUCUAACAGAACGGCACAGAACAUAAUAGAGGAUGCGCAAGCGAAUACCAUUAAUGAGUACAGGGCUUCUCUAAAGAGCAACAGGCACAGGAAGAUAUUUGACAAAAUCAGCGCUGAAUCCAGGAGAAUACAAGGCACUGUCCAGGGCAACACGGAGGUCAUAAAGGGUAUAAAGAACAUCGCCAAUAAGGACCAGUACUUCGCGGAUGUGCUGCGCAUAAACAAAGAGGUCAACCAGCACAAGCUAAGGAUAUCGAUGACAGCGGACGGCCAGGUUAACUUGAACGCCCAGCACAAAUUCGACCCCUCUGAUUUGUACAGCAUGGGAAAGGACGGCCGCGCUGAGCUGUUCUCGACCCUGGGCCCGGCCGAUUUGACCGCCAGGAACGUAUCGACUAGGAUCGCGCCCGCAUCGUCUGUCGGUCAGUACGUCGACGCCAAAGAAGAGGAUGGCACGCUGGUCGGCAUCCAUCCGGGCGAAGUCAUAAGGAUCGGCACGUACCUGGUGCGCGUCAGCUCGUCCGGUGCGGAGAGUAUCGCGAACAUGCUCGAAAACCUAAGCCAAGAGGUCUACGCGAACCUGAUCACCGUGUGUUUCAACGUGCUCUCGAAGCUGCUGCCCGAGGAAAUCGCCAGGCUGAGAUUGCUGAGCCCGGACGAGGACUUGAUAGUGCAGAUCGUUAAGUUCGUUUUCAACUAUCUGAAAAGCGAGCGGCCCCUCGGCGAUCCGUGCAGACACACGGACAACGGCAUAUUAGUGAUACUAAAGGAGUUCUUCCAAGACGGAAGAGUACGCCAAGACACGAUUCUGCUCCUUAAAGACAGAUUGGUCUCUUGGAUCGAGGAAGAAAUUCGUCGGAGAAGUGUAUUGCGCCCCGAAAAGAUGCAAGUCAUCUGUAGUGCCUGUCAAGGCGUCCGUUUUGCA